AUGGGGUGCGCGGUGGCCAUCAUCUUCACCGUCUUCGGCGCCGCCUACGGCACGGCCAAAUCCUCCUCCGCCAUCUUCCACUGCGGCGUCCUCCGUCCGGAACGCCUGAUGCAAAACAUCAUCUGCCCCAUCAUGGCGCAGAUCCUCUCUAUUUACGGUCUCGUCGUCGCCGUCAUCAUCUCCGGUCAGCUCAAUAAACAAGGACUGGCCUUGCAUAACGGCUUCCUCUUCCUGGCUGCCGGUCUCAGUGUCGGUUUGUGCGGUCUCGCUGCUGGCUUCGCCAUCGGUGUCAUUGGGGAUUCGGGAGUGAGGGCCAGCACCCAGCAGCCCCGUCUCUACGUCGGCAUGAUUCUUAUUCUCAUUUUUGCUGAGGUCCUGGGUCUCUACGGCACCAUCAUUGGCAUUAUGUUGGUGUCGAAUGCAGUCUCCAAUUGCGCAAUUUGA
This is a messenger RNA of Colletotrichum truncatum, 444 nucleotides long. RefSeq names its product vacuolar ATP synthase 16 kda proteolipid subunit. Lineage: Eukaryota; Fungi; Ascomycota; Sordariomycetes; Glomerellales; Glomerellaceae. Gene Ontology annotation, biological process: proton transmembrane transport. Gene Ontology annotation, molecular function: proton-transporting ATPase activity, rotational mechanism. Gene Ontology annotation, cellular component: membrane; proton-transporting V-type ATPase, V0 domain. The record is from RefSeq and is a predicted model, not a curated record.